UAGGACAGAGUUGUUACACCGGAACAAUCGGGCUGGGUACCAGAAAAGAGAGGAGACAACAGGAACCUGUCCGGGACCUGGCGAAGUACACAAAACUGUAACAGUGUCGUUCCCAUUUAGCUAAUAUUUAUUUUACAAGAGCGGAAACAGAGCUGUUAGUUACGUGCUUUCAGUCGGUCACACUGUGAAGACCAGCAGCAGCUAGCUUAGCUUAGCUGCUGGAAGGAACGAAAGAAGGAAACAGCCUGCAAUAUGAGGCUGAAAGUAGGAUUCCUUCUGCGGAGCUUACUGGUUAUUGGGACCUUUCUGGGUUUGGUGGUACUCUGGUCGUCUCUAUCUCCAAAGCCCAACGACGAAAGCCCCUUCCGGAAAAGGGAUGACAGUUUGCUCCCCCAAGGGGACUUGGCAGAUCAUUUUAAACCUGUAGUGCCUUGGCCUCGUGUGGAAGGUGUAGAGGUUGACCUGAACUCUAUCAGAGAGAAGCAUGGAGGAGCCAACCCUCAGGGCCAGGAGCAGCAGCCUAACCAGAAGCAGGUCAUCCAGCAGCAGUAUGUGACGUUCAGACCUCAGUCACAGGCCUACAACAGCCCUGUGCUCAAGCAAGGGAUCCUGGGAAAUUUUGAGCCUAAGGAACCUGAACCUCCAGGAGUCCCAAAUGGUCCUGGGGAGGGAGCCAAACCAUUUGUCUUGGGUCCAGAGUACAAAGACUCCGUCCAAGCUUCCAUUAAGGAGUUUGGUUUCAACAUGGUGGCUAGUGACAUGAUCUCACUGGACAGAACGAUCAGUGAUAUACGCCAUGAAGAGUGUAAAUACUGGCAUUAUGAUGAUAGACUAUUGACCUCGAGUGUCAUAAUAGUGUUCCAUAAUGAGGGCUGGUCCACACUAAUGAGAACGGUGCACAGUGUCAUCAAGAGGACGCCCAGGAGGUAUCUGGCUGAGAUUGUCUUAAUAGACGACUUUAGUAACAAAGUCCAUCUAAAGGAGCGAUUGGAGGAGUACAUUAAGCAAUGGAAUGGUCUUGUUAAACUCUUCAGAAAUGAUAAAAGAGAGGGGUUGAUACAAGCAAGGAGCAUUGGAGCCAAGAAGGCAACUAUAGGACAGGUUCUGAUUUACUUGGAUGCUCAUUGUGAGGUUGGAAUCAACUGGUAUGCUCCACUUAUUGGACCAAUUUCAAAAGACAGAACUGUUUGCACGGUGCCUUUGAUCGACUCCAUCCAUGGCCAGAAGUUCAACAUCGAGCCCCAAGGUGGAGGAGACGAGAACGGUUUUGCUAGAGGAGCCUGGGAUUGGAGCAUGCUCUGGAAGAGAGUUCCGCUUGGAGACAGGGAAAAAAAUCUGAGAAAAACAAUAACUGAGCCAUAUAGGUCUCCAGCAAUGGCAGGAGGUCUCUUUGCUAUAGAGCGAGAUUUCUUCUUUGAGCUGGGUCUGUAUGACCCUGGACUACAGAUAUGGGGAGGAGAAAAUUUUGAAAUAUCAUACAAGAUCUGGCAGUGUGGGGGCCAGUUGCUGUUUGUACCAUGUUCUCGUGUUGGCCAUAUCUACAGACUUCAAGGGUGGCAGGGAAACCCACCACCUGCACACGUUGGAUCCUCACCCACUCUAAAGAACUAUGUUCGUGUGGUAGAGGUAUGGUGGGAUGAUUAUAAGGACUACUUCUACGCCAGCCGUCCCGAAACUCUGACUCUAGCCUACGGAGAUAUAAGCGAUCUAAAACGUUUCAGGGAGGAGCAUCGAUGCAAAAGUUUCCAGUGGUUUAUGGAGGAAAUAGCUUAUGACAUCCCAUUGCACUACCCUCUUCCUCCAAAAAAUGUUGAAUGGGGGGAGAUUCGAGGUUUUGAUACCAGCUACUGUAUUGACAGCAUGGGGCACACAAAUGGAGGGAAUGUGGAAAUCGGCCCCUGCCACAGGAUGGGGGGGAACCAGCUAUUCCGGAUAAAUGAGGCCAACCAGUUGAUGCAGUACGACCAGUGCCUGACCCGAGGAGAGAAUUCAGCUGUUAUUAUCACACACUGUGAGAGGAACCAGCACACUGAGUGGAAGUACUUCAAGGAUCUUCAUCGGUUCACUCAUGUGCCAACAGGUAAAUGUCUGGACCGUUCUGACCUGCUUCACAAAGUGUUUAUAUCAGACUGUGACAACAGUAAAACCACUCAGAAAUGGGAGAUGAACAACAUAGUCGCUGUAUGAAGACUUGAGGAAAUCGCCUGGUCGAUGGGAGGAGGAUAUGGUGAUUUUUCUAAGGACAUGCACCACUAAAUGCAUCCAUACAGCGAGUUUUAUUCUCAAUGACUCAGCUGGGACUAUCAGCCAAAAAUGCCUUUGUUAAGGUUUGUCCUGGAUUCAACAGGAACUCACACGCUCCAAGGAAGAAUUGGUUGAUAGAGAAUCAGAAACAGCUGGUCCUUAGAAGGAGCUGUUGGGUUAACAUUAAACUGGCAACAUGUCUCUGGCCUUUAAUGGUGGUUGUGUUUACAUGGUUUCGUUUCUUUUUUCUUGGAAUCCUAAUCUUUGCUGUCACUGUCAGUUCAGGAAAUUAAACCCAAUCAACUAAUGACUUCACAGACAUUUUUAAUUCUGAUUUACUUACUCGAUACCAAAGGCAGACCAUUUGAUUGGUGAAGUACUCAGUGGUCCUGGACACUGCGUGGGUUUACUGCUUGCUUAGUUCUAUAAAACAGACUUGAUUGACUUUUUGGUGGGAAUGUGAUGUAAGAGCAACUAAAUAAUGUGACCUGAUGAUGACAGAUGAGAUAGUAGUUUAUUUUUGGCAGCUCAUUGUAUUUGUUUUUUGACUCCAUUGAAAUGAAUCUUUAACAGGCUAAUAGCAUUUCUAGGGUUUUAUUGUUUGGCUAUAAUUUUUUUGUUAUCACUUUUACACUAUCUGAAGCUUCCUACUCCAAAGUGAAAAAGUGAAAAAGAGAUACGCAGGUUUUCCUGAAGGACUUUUAUCAGUGGCUGUUUCUCCAAGCGCACCAUUCCAGGCACAAUUUCAGUUGUUUCAUGUCUGAAACUCUAUGCUUGCCAUUUAUUUCGAAAACUGUAAAGGACUUGGACUGCUUUCCUUACUGGAAUAACUUCAGGUGAUCAGUUUACUGUGACCUGGUGACAGCCUGUGACGAGAUGGGCUAAUCAAGUCUGAUAUACGGUGUGGGGAAAUGUUUGCAUUUGUUCCAGGGGAAAGAGGUUUGGGUUUAUUGUUGAUCACGUUUGCAUCAUUUUGUACAACAUAAAUGAAGUUCUUUUUAAAGAAGAUGGUGUAUUAUAUCAGAGGCCCUUAAUGAUGUAAAUAUCUAACUUAUAGCAGAGAUUUAAUAAUAUGGGCCAACCAAUGGGGGAAUGAUGAAAAAUAAACAAUUUGUACUA
Molecule: messenger RNA, 3363 nt
Organism: Girardinichthys multiradiatus
Lineage: Eukaryota; Metazoa; Chordata; Actinopteri; Cyprinodontiformes; Goodeidae
Gene: galnt7
Product: UDP-N-acetyl-alpha-D-galactosamine: polypeptide N-acetylgalactosaminyltransferase 7
Exons: 15
Coding region: 253-2187 (644 amino acids)
Cellular component (GO): Golgi apparatus
Source: RefSeq, a predicted model, not a curated record